Messenger RNA from Mytilus californianus (California mussel), 5237 nucleotides. Its product is annotated as mannosyl-oligosaccharide glucosidase-like. The transcript is spliced from 8 exons. NCBI's taxonomy places the organism in Eukaryota, Metazoa, Mollusca, Bivalvia, Mytilida, Mytilidae. Gene Ontology annotation, molecular function: Glc3Man9GlcNAc2 oligosaccharide glucosidase activity. The record is from RefSeq and is a predicted model, not a curated record. Gene Ontology annotation, cellular component: endoplasmic reticulum membrane. The coding region runs from base 13 to 3630 and encodes 1205 amino acids. Gene Ontology annotation, biological process: oligosaccharide metabolic process; protein N-linked glycosylation.
UUUCAAAGCUAAAUGGCAGAGGCAGGCCAAACACAGUUUUUAAGGUGUAAACUGGUCGUUUUUGAUGUUUUAACAAAUAUAAUGCGAAAAUAUAUGGCUCCAGAAGGUAUCGCACCAAAGGCAAUUUAUAAUAGCAUAAUACAAUCCAAAGCAUUUAAAAGGAUUUUAACAACACAAGAAUUUGAAAGAAUACAGAACCUUGAAACAGCUGGGUUUGAAAAUUUCGAUAUUAACUUAAUGUACAAGAUUGCGAAAUUCCCCAUGUUUUCAAUGAUAAUUCCAGACGUACCAACACGUAAAUGGGGCUCAGAACCGUCAUCAAAUGAAAACUCAAUUGGAGAUAACAUUAUGCGUAUUGUCAAUCGCAGGAAUGAGUUAGUUCAUAAACACAAUACGACCUUCUUGGAUUCAGAAUUUGAAGACCUUUUUGAUAAAUAUCUAGACAUUGGUCGACGAGCUGAGAAACAUCUUUCAUUGAGUGAAGAAAGCCUGAGAAGUCAAAUUAGAAAAUACAAAACAUGUUGUAUUGACAAAAACAUGGAAGAGAAAAUUGAUAAAUUGUCUAGGGAAAAUGAAGAUCUUAAGAGAAUAUUGUUUAAGUAUCAAUCAAAGGAUGGUGUUAAUUUGGAAAUGUACGCUUCAAUCGGAACGCAAACUAUGAUUGAUUGUUUCCAGGCUACGCCAUCAUCUGAAGGAACCAGUUCAGCAGAGUUAAGAAUACUUGGUAUAGAAAAUUCAGCUGAGAGAGCCAACCUGAUUUAUUCAAGGAGGGAUGAUAUAAACACAGACAAUAUAUCCAUCAACAAUGCAACGGAUGGAAGUUUGUUACUCUUCUUGACAAUAAGAAACAGCAUAUUUAUAAGUGACGAACUUAUAGAAAUUGAAAUAAAAAAAUUCAUUGACAACGUAUUUGAUAUUGCAGAUUUGAGAUGCAGUAAAAUUGGCCAAUGCAAUUUGAUUCUACACAUUGAAAACAACAGCGAUUGUAGUGAUAUGGAGGAAUUGGAAAGUGAUAAUGACCUUGUUUUACAUCUUGAUAUAAAGAAUAGUGCGUUCAAAACUGAUUAUUCCAUUUCACAAACCUUCAAUCAAUUUAUUUCAAAUGUUUUAACAAGCAUGAAUGGACAGCCUUUGACAAAUAGAAGAGAGGUUACAGCUAUACUUGAUGUGAAGGAAAACGAAUUGGCCGUGGUUAGCCCAUUUGGUCAAGCUCAAAAGGCGAUUGAGCACGACAAAGGAAAAGAUGAAUACAGCAGUGAAAAGAAAGGCGAUAAAACAACAACAAUUAAAAACAAUGGAGAUAAAGAUUCCAGGUGUCACAAAGACAACCGUUUGAAGUAUAGAAUACCUUUACUGAUGAUAUUUGCAGUCAUAAUCGUGAUCGUUGCUGUUUUUGGUAAUAUUGUUUACAAUAGGAUCAUGGAAACUAGAAUUGUGACACCAUUAGAUAUUCCAAAGAUAAAUUCAGAAAAUGUAACUGGUGCAGAUAUCAAUUCUGAAUUAUUUUGGGGUACUUAUAGAUCCAAUUUAUAUUUUGGAAUGAAAACCAGAUCUCCGAAAUCUCCAGUGAUUGGACUUAUGUGGUUUGAACAAUCCUUGUCUGAAAAUGCAUGGCAGCAGCAUGUACCCAAAAUUAGACACUGGUGUGAUCAAAGACACAACAUAUCAAAAUAUGGAUGGUUGAGACACGACGGGAAAAACUUCGGCAUACAAGAAAUUGUCGAAAACACUUUCAUAUUCAAUACUUCUUUUGUAAAACGAGCAGGCGGAAGCCAUGGUGGUGAUUGGUCAGCAAGAAUAACAGCCAUGCCAAAAGAUAUCAAGAAAAAAGUCAUAGUGUCUUUUCUCGUAUACUUUGCAUUUGAAGGUGGUGACGGAAAUAUGGUACCUGUUAUGAAUAGCGAAGACAGUAUUGAUUACAUAAAUGGAUCAACCAGCGAUUUAGGCUAUUUUCAACUUAAGUUUCCGCCAACGAUAUUGUCAAAAAAAGUUAAAUUUUCACACAAGAUGAUACAUUAUUCAAACCUUACUCAAUUAGAAUUACUCGUAAAAGCUUAUAUGACAAUCAAUUUUUGGAAUACUACACAUUAUUUCAAUUCUUUAGACGGGGAAGGUGGUAAUUCUGGGAAUGUUCUUGUUUACCAGGUUACAGCAGAGGUUCCCGUUCAAUUUGACAUUGUAUUCGAAUCUUUGAGCUUCCACAAAAGACAGGAAUGUCUUAAAGAUAGUGUUUUCACGCGAGAAUUUAAUGGAUAUUCACAAUCGUUCGAUGACCGUUUUUCGUCUAUUUUUAAGCUGAAAACAAGAGGCUACGACACAAAAUCAAUUGAUUUUGCCAAAGCAGCUUUAAGUAAUUUACUUGGAGAAAUAAGCUACUUUUAUGGGUCAUCCCUUGUAAAAUCAAAGUACAACCAGAUACCUAUUGAUUAUUGGUAUUCUCCUUUGUAUACAUCUAUUCCAUCUAGGUCAUUAUUCCCCAGGGGAUUUUUAUGGAACGUCGGCUUUGAUAAUAUUCUAAUCAGCCUUUGGAAUUCUACAAUUUCUGAAGAAAUAAUUGCCCAUUGGUUAGAUUUGGUCAAUAUUGAAGGCUGGAUACCUAGGGAACAAAUUUUGGGAGAUGAGGCUAGAGCUAAAACCCCAGAAAAAUUCAUUGUUCAGGAAAAUGAUAAUGCUAAUCCACCAACUCUGUUUCUUACAAUUCAAAAUCUUGUAUCAAGAAAUUUGACAAAUACGGAUUUUUUAAGAAGGAUUUUUCCAAGAUUGAAGAUGUGGUUGAACUGGAUUAAUGUUAGCCAGGUUGGCAACAACCCACAUACGUACUAUUGGAGAGACCGGAACAGGGACACCAUGAAAUUUAAUCCUUUAACUUCAUCAUCUGGUUUUGAUGACUAUCCUCGCGCCUCACACCCUACCACAGAUGAACGCCAUGUGGAUCUUAGAUGUUGGAUAGCUAUGGCUUAUGGUGUAUUAUCUGACAUAGCCAAGAUAAUACAAGAGGAAUGGCAAGAUUAUGAGGCCACGUAUAAGCUUCUGAUGAAUAAUGAUAUUCUUGACAACCUCCAUUGGUCACCUGAAAGGCAAAUCUAUAGCGACUACGGUUUUCAUACAGAUGAUGUAACAUUGCAUAAUCAGACAGUGAAUGCUACAACUAAACCAAAACUUCGAUUCAUCAAUUCAUUUGGAUAUGUGAGUUUGUUUCCCUUGAUGCUAAAAAUAAUCAAUCCUGAAUCCCCUAGGCUCCACAAGAUACUCACAAACCUAAUCGAUCGAAAGUUAUUGUGGACUGACUAUGGAUUACGGUCACUAGAAACGACAUCUCCAUUUUACCAAAAGUGGAAUACAAUAGAUGAUCCUCCGUAUUGGCGGGGAGCAAUUUGGAUUAAUAUGAAUUAUUUAACUCUAAGUGGUCUACACUAUUAUUCGAACACACCCGGAAAAUAUAAAAACCUAGCUGCAACAAUAUACAAAGAUCUUAGGAAUAAUAUAGUCACUAAUGUGAUAAAUGAAUAUUAUAAAAAAGGUUACAUCUAUGAGCAGUACAACGAUAACACGGGAGAAGGAAAGGGCUGUCAUCCUUUUUCCGGGUGGUCGGCACUUAUUGUGGCAAUUAUGGCAGAAAAAUAUAAUUAAUCCGUUUUUAGUGGAAUGGAGCUGUUUUUUAAACAAAAAGAUAAUCAAAAGAUAAAAAGUGCACAUACUAUACUGCUGUUUGUGUUAAAAAAGAAUAGGGGAUCAGAAAAAAAAAUAUUUUUUUGGAGACACAAUGCAUCAAAUAUGGGUGGAUUUUGUAAAUUUUGACGACGAAAAACUUUCGAACAGUGUAAUUUAAUUAUGUUACAGUGAUUGUCUUAACCGAAAAAUUGUAAACGCGUUAAACUUUUUCGUUAAAAGUACAAUUAAAUCCUUCUAUUGUUUCUGCGAACAUACAACGCAACGCUAUUUAGGGAGUAUGCCAUUGCCGAUUGAUGACGGCGUAAUUACUGCGAGGGCGAACCUUUAACAUUUUAAAAGUUGAUUAGAUGAAGACGAAUGCCAAUGCAGUACAAAGAAGGGUCAUUAUUCAUAUCUCAUUAAAGGUUCUUAUCCUGAUGUAUGCAUGUAAUAUUUGCGAAAGGUCGUAAAACAUCUAUUCAUUAUCAUCAUCGUCGUAUUUUAUCGGUGAUUGAUUUUAAGUUUCUAUAGAAAUUUAUUCUUUGAAAAAUAUCCAAACUGUGCUAUAAACUUUCCCCGAUGCCAUCGAAUCAAAAUUUUAUUCAUACAUAUACUGUGAAUAUUUGUUGUUUGGCAUAUUGAUGAGAUCACUGAUUCUGUCUUCAGAUUACUGGCUGAGAACUAAUUUUGUUUUUCUUCUUCGAGAAGCAACAUAACAGUUUAUUUGGGAAAUAUAAAUUCUAAAUUUAUUCGUAUAAACGUAAUUAUGUCAAUGUUAAAGAAAGUUCAAGUUUUAUGCAACUGUCAUAUAAGUUACAGGUUUAGCUAGCUAUAAAACCAGGUUCAAUCCACCAUUUUCUACAUAAGAAAAUGCAUGUACCAAGUCAGGAAUAUGACAGUUGUUAUCAAUUCGUUUGAUGUGUUUGGGCUUUAUGUUUUGCGGUUUGAUUGGGAACUUUCCGUUUUGAGUUUUCCUCGGAGUUCAGUAAUUUUGUGAUUUUACCUUUUUCGAAAGCCAAGUAUUGAGAAAAGCAAUUAAAAGACAAAUUAUUCGAUAUUCUGAGAUAAUUACAUGCAUCCGUAUGCAUUUGGACAAAACAUUUGCGUUAUCCCCAGGAGUAUAAAAGUUAUAUAUAUAUUAUGAUAGAUAAAUUUGUCGAUAAACAUUUAUAGUUAAACAUGCUCUGUUUGCUUGCAAAUUUUAUUAUAAUCUGAUAGGCUGGUCCUCUCCCUUGCAACACACGGGUAUCUCAGACACUAAACAGAUAAAAGACAGGGAACCAUGAGAUCGCCAACUGUUAUACCUAUUACUUUAGACGUUGCUUUCAGACGUUUUUCCCAUGUGCAGCCUUUUCAAAUUUCUAGGCUUUUUCUUCGAAUUAUUCCUUUUUCCAGUGCGGUGACCCUGAGCUUUUUUUUCAUUCGUAAUAAUUACAUUAGUUGUAUGGUUCAUUAUCAUACGUUAUUUUUAUUGGCUAACAGCAAUCUCGAGUCAUUCUUCAUUUCAAAAUGAAUUGUAACAUACAUGAUGACACACGUUUUCACAAUAAAAUGUACAGGUAAAUAAAAGAAAGACUUGAUAGUAA